Lineus longissimus is the source of this 1069-nucleotide messenger RNA. RefSeq names its product cilia- and flagella-associated protein 299-like. The transcript is spliced from 6 exons. NCBI's taxonomy places the organism in Eukaryota, Metazoa, Nemertea, Pilidiophora, Heteronemertea, Lineidae. The coding region runs from base 26 to 727 and encodes 233 amino acids. The record is from RefSeq and is a predicted model, not a curated record.
GCGUCGGUCCCAUAGCAACGUAAAAAUGGAGGAGGAAGUGCCUGGUGGAAGUGACAAUAUUGUCACCGAAUUCAACACAUACGAAGACUUUUUAGACUCUCAAAUAACGCCACUGGAUCUCUACUAUCUUGAGGAUGAAGAACUGGCCAGGCAGUUGGUUGAGCUGGGAUAUCGUGGGAGUGGGGAAGUGUUGAAGAGAGAAGAGUUUGAGGCCAGAAAACAAGCUGCUGAAGCGAGUAGGCUUUCUAAGAGAAGUCAGCAAAAGACAUUAGCCAGUUCAGGGAAAGAGUUGAAAGACCCCUUCCUCCGUUCGCUUGCACAGAGAGAGGAAGCCAACAGAAGUGGCAAAAUGACGACAAUAAUUUUCAUCCGAGACAAGAAUGCCAGGGGUCAGGAGAUUUCAGGUUAUAUUGAUUAUGCACACAGACUCAAAACGGAAGACUUUGAGCCAUAUUUUGCUGGAAGGAAGAGACUACUGCCAAGACCAUCAGAUCUAAGCUUCUACAAUUGGGAAACCCAGACGUCUACGUCCAACCCCACUCCUAACUAUCAAGUCAUUGCAGAAAAUGCUUCAGGCCUUUUAUUCAAAAACAAAAGAGACAGAAAGAUACUCAAUGUGGAUCCAAAAGCACCAUCCCCAGGUGAUAAUUCAACAAGAACAUCGUUAGAAACACCGCGAUAUGUUCAAGUUGUGAUAUACGACCAUAUCACACGUAGGAAAACAUAAAAGACUCAUGAAAUUUUUGACUGUUAAGUUUGAAUAAGGAUGCGACAUUUAGAAUCUUAAGUAAUGGGUUUGUUUUGGAAAAUGUACAAUAAUGACCUGACACUCUUUUGAAAGUAAGUACCCGACAUCUAAACCACUGAUGCUCUAUUUCUGAAAAAAUCCUUGCAAAGAGCGUUCAGGCUACUCACUCUUAUAGCAGAAACUUGUUUUGUUAUCGUCCGUCCAGCUGGUGGCUUUUUUGUUGUGAUAAUUAAAGUGUAUGCAAAUUCUUGUUGUAAUGUUGUAAAUAGAGAUGGAUGUUGUACAGCAAUGACUAAUAAAAAAAUAGCAUUAUCUAUGAAA